CCGCUUGUGUGUGAGGCCUCGUGAACCACCAUCCGUCGGGCUACUUAGAACUUGUUGGCAGUUGUCACAGAUCCUUUUGCUGAGUGAAGAGAGAAAGAGCUAUUACUGCAGGGACAGCGACUGUUUGGUGUUAUCAGGAGCAAGUUGAGGUUGUACGAGAAAAGUUGAACCAAAAAUGGCUCAAACCAACAAGGUGUACGUGGGAGACCUGCCGGAUAACGUAGAGGAGGAUGAGAUUAAGGCCCACUUCGAGUCAAUAGGAGGCCAAGGAAGCGUGACUGACGUGGAGCUGAGAAGCACCUUUGCGUUCGUCCACUUCGAGGACAGCAACAGCGCAGAAGAGGCCAUCCAAAAGCUCAACAAUACCGAGAUUGCGGGUAAAGCGAUUCGAGUUGAGAGGCCCAAACCGAGACGAGGACGAGGCGGUGGACCGGGAGGCUUUGGUGGCCGAGGAGGCGGCGGAGACAAUUGCUUCAACUGCGGGUUCUCUGGUCACUGGCAGCGUGAUUGUCCCAAGGCGAGAGGAUCUUACGGAGGUGGCCGAGGCGGUGGCGGUGGUUUCAGUCGAGGCGGUGAGGGAUCAUAUGGAGGUGGUGGCUUUGGAGGCGGCGGUUAUGGAGGAGGAGGUUAUGGAGCCCCGAGACAGGACGGCGGUGGACCCCGAGGAGGAGGAGGAGGAGGAGGAGGAGGAGGAGGCGGGUUUCGAGGACGUGGUCGAGGAUUCGGCGGUGGACGUGGACGUGGCAACUGCUUCAUCUGUGACCAGCCAGAUCACUGGGCCGGAGAGUGCCCCACGAAGCAACAGGAGCCGAGAUAUUGAAGCUCUGGCUGCAAACCCCAUUCAGAGAGACGUUACAUCCUAUUCACUAAUAUCUGUUGAUUUUGGUUUUUGUAUACUCACUAUAUGACAGUUGCUCUUUUCAACGUGCGUGCAUUUAUUACUCGUUAACCAAUAAGCCUGCAGUUCUGUGUGUUUGGUUGGAUUGGACCUGGAAUGUCGAAUAGGAAGAGAAAAAAAGGAGAGAAGAAAUGAAUCGAAAUUUCAGAUGCUUGCUUACCAUUAUACGUACAAUGUAGUUUCUCAGAAUGUCUAUCACAUCAGCCGACAAAACUUACAACUGAUUAAAAUGGUGUUAGAUUUAUGUCCUUACUAUAGUUCUUUUUUGAUUUUUUUUUGACAGACAACUUCAGGUCGUUCCCAGAUUUAUUGGGAUAUUAUGCAGUAAAACUCUUUGAUGCAGUUUGGUUUGUUUGUGUGGAAUAAUUCAAAAUAACACGAUAUCAUCAUCUUAUAGCAAGUUUAACAGGUCGCAAUCAAUUGGAUUAAAAAGAAUUUUCUCGUCUAAACAAUUGGAAAAUAUCUUAAUUUUAAGCGUUUUUCCAUGUCUUUCUUCGGUGGUCAGAUAACUAUCAAAAAGAUAGUUUAUUUGUCACCACCAAUGCUGUGAAUUAUUUUCCCUGUAAGGGAUAUCAGUUCAAGCUCAAAAGUUAAUAAGCUCUUGUUUACCAAGUCUUUAACUGUUCCUCAUUUUUUUUUUGUGUUAAAACAAAGUGCAAAAACCCAUGAAGUGCAGUAACAAUUGUUUUAGACUGGAAUGAAGAAAUAAAGCUGUAUUAGCUGUGAUACUAUAUGUAGUCUGAAUCCCAUAACCGAAUCCACUGAAUAGUAAACCAAAACAAAAGAGAUUCAUGGAGUCAUUUGCGUUCUUAUCCUCUGGCGAUAUGAUUUGAUAUUUGAUGAAAUGGAUAUUCUUUUAUUUUCCUACUCCUAAUUAUUACUUUCACACCUGAAACACAAAAUUUUAUGUCAACAGUUAUUAAAAUUCGCUUGUUUAAAUUUGCUGAAAUUUGAACCGUUGACUGAAAUGUAGCUCUAAUUAUUGUGAACUGUUAUCAGUUUUGUACUCAUUAUUUUAAAGUUAAUUUUUGCGUCUCUG
Messenger RNA from Symsagittifera roscoffensis, 1937 nucleotides. RefSeq lists its product as uncharacterized. The transcript is spliced from 5 exons. Gene Ontology annotation, molecular function: zinc ion binding; mRNA binding. The coding region runs from base 176 to 820 and encodes 214 amino acids. The record is from RefSeq and is a predicted model, not a curated record. NCBI's taxonomy places the organism in Eukaryota, Metazoa, Xenacoelomorpha, Acoela, Convolutidae. Gene Ontology annotation, cellular component: nucleus.